Trichomonas vaginalis G3 is the source of this 2139-nucleotide messenger RNA. RefSeq lists its product as uncharacterized. The coding region runs from base 1 to 2139 and encodes 712 amino acids. The record is from RefSeq and is a predicted model, not a curated record. NCBI's taxonomy places the organism in Eukaryota, Parabasalia, Trichomonadida, Trichomonadidae. The transcript has a single exon.
AUGCAUUAUCGAUUAUAUAGCAUUGGCAAUUAUCUUUAUACACUGAACUCUGAAGGAAAGCUUAUUUGCUGUUAUUUCAAUGGAAAUUUCUUUGCUGCAAAUCUAGAUAACGUAAAAACAAAUAUAAAAAACUUUGCUUGUAGUGAAAAUCGUGUUUUAUAUCAAUAUAUGGAUAAUAAAUUUCAAUAUAAAUAUAAAGGUGAACUAAUUGACUUCUCUUUUGGCAUAGAAAUCAACGAUGAAAUUAUUCAACUCGGAAUAUCAGAUGAAUAUAUCUCUGCGCUUACCAAAAACAAGUUUUAUAUCAAUGACUAUGUACAUCCGACAACAGUUUUUGAAGGAAAAUUCGUGAGUUUUGUUCAAUUUCAAAAAUCUUUCAGUAUAUUACUUGAAUCUGGUGAGAUAGCAUCACUAAAUCUGCCAGAUAUGUCAAAGUUAACGAUAGAAUCCUUAGGAAUUGGUGCAAAAAUAACAAAUAUGCUAACUACAAAUGAUAAACGAAUAUUUAUUCUUGACAACGGUGCCAUUCAUGUGGAAAUGUUACAAGAAUCAUACACAAUUUGUGGCGGUUAUAAUCCGAAAAUGAUGUGGGCAUCAAAUAAUAUUUUUUGUUUUUUUGACGAAAAUGAAACAUACUACGAAAAGUUCAAGGAUAUAAACUUAAAAGUGCCAUUUACAUCAGUUAGAGCGCAAAUUGAAAAAUUAAAAGAAUUUCAAGAUAAUGCUUUUUUAAAAUUAGUUCCGACCAAAAAUGAUGUGAUUAGUAUUCUUCGUAGAAAGUAUGUGCGUGCUGUAUUGGAAGAUUUGAGAGUUGUUGAAGUCGAUACAAAUUUAUUAUCAGAUUAUGGAUUUGUAGCAGGUGAUGAGAUAGAAUUUAACUCUAAAUUUGAUAAUCCACUCUCGGGAAGAGUUUUUAUCGUUCUUGGAGUUUAUGAUGGAAAAUUAUGCAUCCAAGAGAAUGGAAUAGGGUUUUUAAUUGAAAUUACUCCACAAGAAGCAUUAGUAAAGUGGAGAUUAAUAUAUCGUUUCGGUGCAAAUUUAACGGAUAUUGAAAUAAAACCGAAAAUUAAAAUUCAAAUUGACACAAAUGAAGCAGCUUUCAUGGGAACAUCAUUCAAAUGCGGUGAUAUUGUUAAAUAUAAGGAAAUGCAAGGUGAAAUACUUGGAAUUCGAUGCCAUAGAUUUUGGAUUAAAUUUAAUUCAAAAAUUUCAUCAGUUGAACUCAAAUUCAACAAAGAUAUUACAUUGAUUAGUAGACCUGGUAAGAUUAUUGAUAGAAUUGACACUCUAAUUUAUGAAAAAAUCGAAAAACCAUCAACGAUUUUCUCGGUUACCAAUAAUAAUUAUUCUCUUGCAUUAGCUUUAGGAUAUUCUAAUAAUGAGAUUGUCUAUUAUUCGAAAUUUAGAAAGGAUAAGUACGGGAUUGCUCCUUUAUCUUAUCAUUAUUAUUUUUCUCGUUUUGAUGAUGAUUUUUGGAGAAAAUAUCCUGUUUUCAUGAAAGGAGAGAUCGAAGUUAACAUCGGAUAUCAUGAAAAGUUUUAUCCAACUGAUGUGAUUUCGAAAGGAAAUGAAUUUGCAGUUUUUCUUGGUAGAACAAAGGAUAAUAUGAAUUGCAUCCAGACUCUAGAAAUGAUGGCUAUUAAUGAUAGAGCACAAGUUAUUGAUGACGUAACAAUUGAAAAAUUUAGUUUAAUUGCUUCGAGUUAUAGAAAAGCCGAAACAAAAAGAAUAUUUAACUCAAAAGAGAUAACGUUAUCUCAAAACAUUGCUGAUGAUGGCCAAUAUCUUCCUAGUGAUAUAAUCUUGACUCCUGAGAAAAAAAUCAAAUUUGUUAUCGGAAAUUUUGAAAAUAAAUCUUAUUGUGCGGAUAAAACUUAUAGCAAAGAAGUGAUCCUGGUACCUCCUAAAUCAAUAUUAUUGAUGAGAAUGGUAAAUGUUCCAGGAGAAUGCAACGGAUACUUGAAUUGCGUUUAUGAUUUCUGCGGAACUUCCGUGAAACCUCUUGAUGUAAUUGAUGAUAAAAUCAUCAUUGGAAGAUACAAAAAUGGUAAUUUUGCUAUUGUUGAUGAACUUGGAGGGGAAGCUUCGGAGUUCCCACAAAUGCAAUUCAUAGAAGUCAAAUCCCUUAUUGAUAAUUAA